GCCGUCGCGGACGAGACAAGAGGCCGCGCGUCUCGCUUAACUUAAAAUAAAAUAAAUUGUAGUGCUUCAAGUUAAUAACAUGGCAGUUCCAGCUAAUAUUCAGGGAGAGGUUCUCUCUUUGAUACAUCAGUUUAUGCUGGGUGUGGAUAAAUCGCUGGCCGCAGAAAUAUUGAAGAAAACUAAAGCGAAACCGCGCGCUAAAAACCUACCAACACUGCUGGACAUAUUCACAGAAUAUAAGAAAAAGGCGCCAGCCGCUAAAAAAGCAGCGGAAAGCUCCUCUGAAGACUCAAGUGAUGAUGAAGCACCAAAGAAACCAGCAGCGAAGCCAGUGUUGAACGGCAAAGCACCCGCUCAAAAGAAGCAGGCAUCCUCAGAUUCAGACAGCUCUGAGGAGGAGCAGAAACCGGCACAGAAACCUAAGGCAGCAGCCACUCCAGCCAAACCUGCAGCCAAGCCUGUGGCUAAGAAAGCAGAAUCAUCAGAUGACAGUGACAGUAGUGAUGAUGCCACAGCACAACCCAAGAAACAACCAGUCAAGCCACAAGUUAACAAUGUAGCUAAACCAGCUGCCAAGAAACAGGAAUCAUCAUCCGAUGACUCAAGUGAUGAAGAUGAGAAGCCUGCACCAAAGGCAGCUCCGGCAAAACCUGCACCUAAACCCACCCCGGCCAAGAAACAAGAGUCUUCUGAUGACAGUGACAGUGAGGAUGAAAAACCUAAACAGGCUGCUAAGGCACCGGCUAAACCUGCAGCAAAAGCACCAGCCAAGAAAGCAGACUCCUCAUCUGAUGAUGACUCAAGCGAUGAUGACAAGCCAAAGCAGGCUGCCAAGACUCCUGUAAAAACACCUGCUAAGGCUCCCGCAGCCAAAAAACCAGCAUCUUCAUCUGAGGAUUCUAGCAGCGAAGAUGAAAAGCCUAAACAAGCAGCAAAGACACCUGUGAAGACCCCAGUUAAACCUGCUGCAGCUAAAAAGGCAGAGUCCUCUUCUGACGAUAGCAGUGAGGAUGAAAAGCCCAAGCAAGCCGCUAAAGCUCCAGUAAAGGCUCCAGCCAAGCCUACACCAGCCAAAAAAGCUGAUUCUUCAUCUGAUGAUAGUAGUGACGAUGAAAAACCCAAGGCGGCUGCUAAAACACCAGUGAAACCUGCACCAGCCAAAAAGGCGGAAUCUUCAUCCGACAGUGACAGUAGCGAAGAUGAGAAACCCAAAGCCAUUCAGAAACCAAAGGCUACACCGGCUAAGCCUGUAGCUAAAGCUGCCAAGAAAGAAUCUUCAUCAGACGAUGAUAGCAGUGAAGACGAAAAGCCAGCUAAGAAGGCUCCAGCUAAACCUGCUGCCCCAGCUAAGAAGGAUUCAUCUGAUUCCGAUAGUGACUCAAGUGAAGAUGAGAAGCCUGCAGCUAAGAAGACACCAGCAAAGGCCCCGGCUAAAAAACAGGAGUCUUCUUCUGAUGAUUCGGAGGAGGAUGAACCGCCUAAGAAGAAGAAGUCUUUCAGUCAGGAUGAAAGCAUGGACACAUCACAACAGGGCAACCGUAAGAGAAAAGCAUCGGGCAGUGAGGCUACUCCAGCAAAGAAGCCUUACAACAAUUUUGUAAAGGGCACAUCAACGAACACAUCCACACCCAGCGAUAAUAACAAUAAACCCACUCCGUUCCGUCGCGUGGUCGAUGAGAAGGUGGAAGUCGACCAUAGGCUUAAGGACAAUUCGUUCGACGCUAAGAGCGGCGCCCGCGGCUCUUGGGGCGAGCGAGCGAACCAGGACCUGAAGCACACGCGCGGGAAGUCCUUCAAGCACGAGAAGACCAAGAAGAAGCGCGGCUCCUACCGCGGCGGCGCCAUCGACACCGGCGUGCACUCCAUCAAGUUUGACGAUUGACCGACCUGACAGUAAUACUGAAAUAUUAUGACCAGUUGCACCAACCACAUUUAGUGAACGCUUUAAUGGUGACAGAAGGUUUGGUGCAACCGGUACAAGUUGCAGUGGCAUAUAAAACAUACAGCGGCAUGAAAAUGUUGAGCAUGACUGAUUGUAACGAGAAAUAAGGUCGAAAAGAGUGUUGACUUUAGGGCCCCCCACAUCUAGCGUUUUUCGAGCGUCGUGGGGGGGGGGGGGCAGCCUUAUAGUCUGAUGUCUCUUAUUUUGUGGAUGCUCAACAUUUUUGUGUUGACUGUAACUAAAUACAUAUGUAUUUUUGGGGUCUGAAAGCUGAACACUUCACAACAUUGUAAAUUUUGACAAAUAUUCAUCAUAAGAUAGAAUUCUGACUAUAGAUGAUUGAUUUCAUCCGUCUAUAGUUUAAAAAGUCUAACGUAAAGCUCAUGCAGUUUUCUUUAAGGUAAAUAGCAACACUUGAUGACUAUGAUAAUGCCAUGAAGUAUUUCGCAGUAUUCAAUGGACAAUUGGACAUACCACAAAUAUUGCAAAUAUAACAUUCUCUUUAUUUAAAUAAUGAAUAGCUCCCCAGUUACAUCUAGUUAUUAUUGAGCCUUCAGUGUUUGAAGUGUAAGUCUUAUUUCUUGAUGCAUUUCCCAUAUUAUAAAGUAAGAAUAUUUUAUCAAUAUUUUAGGUUUUGAGCCUAUCGAUUUUUUAAGGACUAUAAUUUGAUAAAUAUAAAAUUUGACACGCAUUACUUGGGUUACAUUGAGUUACCCCCUUAUUCAUAAACGUUUACUAAAGUUGACAAGCCGAUAAUAAUCGUUAGUCCCUUUCCGGCGUAUUGGUAUGAUGGAAAGGGACAAACGAUUAUUAUCGGCUUGUCAACUUUAGUAAACGUUUAUGAAUAAGGGGGUAAGUCUACAUAAUUAUAUCAAUUGGUAAAUUCAAAAUCAACUUUAUUGUCUGAUUGUUCUUGGAUUACCAUUGUAAGUGUUAAAUUGAUCGUGUGAUGAUGAUAACUUUACAAGGAUCGUAUUUAAUGACCGAAAAGAUUUUUAACUUCGUUUCGUAAAAUAGUUACCAAACUAUGAAUAAAAAAUAGGUAAUAAGCUUUCAAACGGGCUUAUAGAUGUUCAAAUAGUUUACUUUUUAUACAGAUUUAACCUAUUUUUUGAUCAGUGUAAUACAUUCCCGCAUCCAAAAAUCCGGGGUAUUACUUAUAAGGCAGAGGGAAUAUAUUUCCCACAUGAUUAUGAACUUUCUUUCAAAGUUAUAGGGUUCAACUUUGCAUUAUAUCGCAUAAAGGGUUAAAUACAACUUUAAUAAUAAAUACCAUUUUUGAAAGUUAUCACGUUGUCGUGAAUUGUUUUUGUAUAAUAUGAUGGGUUCGAUGUCUUAUUUUUGUUCUAAUAGACUAAUGAAACUUGUAAAUACGUUAUGAUAAGCUAUCGUCGAUUCAAUUUCGAACUUCUCGUAAAUUGUAGGUUAUUAUAGGCAUAAGAUUAAAGUCGUUUUAUCUAGAUACAUAAGCCGCCUCUUAAUAAAAAAGGUUUUGACUAUAAA
Cydia fagiglandana is the source of this 3445-nucleotide messenger RNA. RefSeq names its product nucleolar protein dao-5-like. The coding region runs from base 80 to 1882 and encodes 600 amino acids. Gene Ontology annotation, cellular component: nucleoplasm; nucleolus. Lineage: Eukaryota; Metazoa; Arthropoda; Insecta; Lepidoptera; Tortricidae. The transcript is spliced from 7 exons. The record is from RefSeq and is a predicted model, not a curated record.